Molecule: messenger RNA, 3202 nt
Organism: Danaus plexippus (monarch butterfly)
Lineage: Eukaryota; Metazoa; Arthropoda; Insecta; Lepidoptera; Nymphalidae
Exons: 4
Coding region: 180-3128 (982 amino acids)
Source: RefSeq, a predicted model, not a curated record
UAUUUCAUCACUUCAGUUUGAAAACUUUAGACGUCGGUAGUGCUGUUGUUUUUUCUACCGGAUACUCAAUUCUCCUAUCAAAGUUAUCGUUGUCCUGAAUAACAAGCCAGUUAACUUUAAUAUGUAUAUCGUUUAGUUAUAUUUUGUAAGCCGCGUCAUUUUAAAAGUCAGUUACAUAAAUGGGAAAUUCAAAGUCGAAGAAAGUUCAGAGGGAGCCGGAUAAAUUUUUCGAGCGGGAGCGAUGGAAGGAACAGAGAAGGGAGGAAAAGAAGAAAAAGAACUUGAAUCCUCAGAACAAGAGAACUGCUGUCGUAAAUCCUCCAAUAAACCCAACCAUGGCGUUGUUACCGCCGAGUCAGGGUGCGAUGCCACGACCUCCGCCAUCCCAAAACCUUUCCUACGACGACGAGGCGCUCGACCGCAUGCGUUAUCAACUCAACAAUGAUUGUGACGCAUUUUUGUUAAACAACAUCCUGUUGUCGGUGCAGUUCUUUGAAAAUUAUGAACGGGAAAUGAGUCAUAUCAAGAGCAAUCCUAUAAACGAGUCUCAACAUACUAUGGAUGAAGCUAUGGUACAAUGCCAUAAGCAUGUAUUCUUGGCUGAUAAAAUCCAAGAAUGUGUGCAAGAACACGUUCUAUUCCAAGUGAAAAAAGAUCAAAUAGAACCGCUGGUGGCUCCAAGAUUGUUUAUAAUUUACGAUAACGUAGAGGCAAGUGAACCUGGUGAUACUUCCGAUUAUUGUGCAGUUCUUGAUGCUCCCUUCUAUAAACUGCGUAUCGAAGACUGUAAAGAAUCUGGAUAUGUUAAACUCAAGAAACUAGAAAUUUUAGAAAGCAGUCUCUCCAAAGAAACUGCAUACAAAAUUCAACAACGUGUUAGUUCUGAUGAUAGCAUUUACACGGAUUCGGCAAAAGAGUCAAACGCCUCUGAUGAUAUUCCAUAUUCUGAUAAAAGAGAAAAGAAUUUACAAAAGACAAAGAAUAAAGUAUCUGACACUAACAUUGAUAGUAAGCAAAAGAAUGAUGUCGAAUUUUAUGAUUCUAGAUCAAGAACUUCAGUGAAUGAUGUUGAGAUGAUAAAUAAAUUGUACGAUACGAGCCACUUAUUACCGAAUGGGAAUUCAAGUGUUAUGGAAGUAACUUUUUCAAAACAAAAUGAGUCUGAUGAAUAUGAUAUUAAAGCUAGAAAAUCUAUUUUAAAAAACACACGACGAUACAGUGGUCCAACUAAAGAAAUCGUUAACAAAAGUUUUAGCAACAAUCGUCGUCACACGUCCUUAGAUAAUAUAUUAUCUGCAGAGGAUACUGAAACAUCUGGAUAUCGUUCCAACGCAAGUAGUCGUCAGGCUGAGUCUAGUGAAACUGAAUCUGAUUACGGUUAUGCUACUAUUACUGAAUCUACAACACCUAAAAAAAUAGGACUUAAUAAGAGGACUAAUUACCCACUGGCAUCGGGAGUCUUACCAGAUGAAAGCUGGAUAUCAGUUAAUGUGAAAUCUAUUGAUUGGAGUGAUGAUGAAGAAGGUGAUACAGCUUCAAAGGAAUCUUUAAAUCGAAAUCUAUACGAAACACAUAACUAUCUCGGCUCCAUUGCGUUUAUGGAUGAUUUUGUUAACAAUUUCAUUUUAAGUUUAGGUUCAGGUUUAGGUUUCUCACAAGACACUAUAAAGAAUUCUAUGACACAAGGCGCUAGUAUUUACUGCAAUGCAAUUCAGAAUGGUUUAACUACCGGUUAUGAAGUAUUUCCAGCUCUAAUAGCAGCUUGGCCAAAUUCAGCUAAUCGAUGGAUUAUUAGGGAGAGAAAAAUUAUACAAAAUCCUAGAACAAAUUUUAGUUAUCAGUGGCCUACAAAAUACAUGGUUAACAAAACUGUUGGUUUUGGUUGUUUAUUAGUACCUAUUGGAUUUAGGCCUAAGAGAGGAUUAAACCCGGAGCAACAAGUACAAUGGAAGGUUAUAUUCCCUGCGGCAGAGCGUUAUUUGGAAAGUUGUUUAGCCCAUUCCCAUACACGAUGUUAUCUUUUCACUUUGACAUUAUAUAGGGCUUUUUUAGAAAAUAGUACAUCAAAAAUCGGCAUAAAUGAAAGUCACAUAAAGAACCAUCUAUUUUGGCAAUGCGAAGACAAUUAUGCAAAGUGGCCUGAAGAUAGGCUUGGAGAAUCAUUGCGUUUAUUUUUAGGAAGUUUUUAUGCUCACUUUGGUCAGUCCCGAUUUCCAAAUUAUUUCAUUGAAAGUUGCAAUGAGUUCAAAUAUAUACCGAAACCAUUGUUAUUAAAGCUGCAAAGAAAAUUAGCAGAUAUCCUUGAAAGCCCUGUAAUGCACGUUCUAAAUGCGAUACACAAAUUAAAAUACACAAAAAGAGAUUUUUAUCCCAAAUUUAACUGCCUAAGAUUAUAUGAGAUAUUGACCUGCAAAAAUCCUUUACGUAUACUAAAUCCACAUUUACCGAUUGUCGCACCUUAUAAUGAAACCACUGAUAGUGAAGACGAACAAAUAAAAAAUAUCUGGGAUAGAGCUAAAGCUCAUGACAAACAUUAUCAAUGGAAAAAAGAGAGACAAAGACAAAUGAGAGAAAAAAGACAAUCUAAUAAUGUAUAUAAGAAACAAAGGGGAUCAGGAAAAGCAGAACCAGAAAUUAAUAAAAAUAUAAUAUUGCCAUCCAAAUUACCGUUUGAACGUCGAAGAUUGGUUUUAGAAUUUUUCAUACCUCAUUUUAUUGCAAUGGCACGUUCGAGUGAAAAGUUUGAAGCUCUUAGACAGGCAGUAAUAUAUCUGGAACAAGCUCAAAGAUUGUGCUACCUGUUAAUGGAAGAAGCAUCUGGAGAACUUUCUGCAAAAGAAUUUUUAGAUAUUAUUCGUGACAAGUUAUCCGACUGUCAACAAAAAUUAGUAAAUCAAGAAGGUUACAAAUUUUCAAUAGUAGAGAAAAACAACGCCGAACGAAAGAUGGCAUCUGAUAUUAUCCGUAAACGUCGACCUAGAUGCGAACAUAUUUUAAAUUUGGCGUCACCCAUGGAAGGGUCAAGUAAUACUCCAGUAACAUUUGCAGAAGUCCACGAACAACAUAAAUCUCGAAGAGAUAUUAAAACAUAUAUAGACUAUGAUGGUUCGGAGGAAUCAAAAUUAUAACGAUAGCUAAGUCUCGCGAGUACGUAUUUAAAUUAGCCUAAUGUGUUCGUAACGUCAAGUAAAAUAAAGAAUAA